Molecule: messenger RNA, 1629 nt
Organism: Triticum turgidum subsp. durum (durum wheat)
Lineage: Eukaryota; Viridiplantae; Streptophyta; Magnoliopsida; Poales; Poaceae
Source: the annotation of a GenBank genome assembly
AUGGCAUCUGGCGUUACGACGACUCCCGAGAGGGUCAGCAGCUUCGAAGCAUCGGUGUGGGAUGCCUUCUUCAUCCAAUACGAGCCAGGCCCGCUGCCGAUAUCUGAAGAAUGCAUGCGUGUGAAAGAAGCCAAAUUGAAGGAGGAUGUACAGAUUUUGUUUAAGACAUUCAACAAUACUCCUUUAGAGAAAAUGACAUUUGUGGACACACUCGAACGUCUCGGAAUUGAUCACCUCUUUGAAGAACAUAUCAACACAGCGAUAAAUGAAAUCCACCAGAGUGAAUUCAAUAGUUGUAGCCUCUAUGAGGUUGCUCUUUGCUUUCGCUUGCUUCGGGAGCACGGGGUUUGGGUAUCUCCAGAUGUAUUUAAUAAAUUCAAGGCCGGAGAUGGGAGCUUCAACAAGGAUAUAACUAAUGAACCAAGGGCACUAUUAUGUUUAUACAACGCAGCUUAUCUUUCAAUCCACGGUGAAUCAGAACUUGAUGAAGCCAUUUCAUUUGCAAGGCAUCACCUUGAAUCCACGAGGGACAAUCUUGAGUACCCUUUAUCAGAGCAAGUCAAACGAAACCUUGAGAUACCAUAUCCAAGGACAUUGAAGAGAAUAGAUGCGCCAUAUUACAUUGCAGAGUAUGGACAAGAGCAAACAUGCAACCCUUCUGUGCUUGAGCUUGCAAAGCUCAACUUUAAUCUUUUGCAGUGUGUUCACCAGAGGGAGCUCAAGGAUUUUUGUCGGUGGGGAAACGAUCUCUAUGACGAGGUGGAACUAAGCUACUCUCGGAAUCGUAUAGUUGAAUGCUACUUCUGGUCCUACACUGUGCACUAUGAGCAACAGUAUGGACAUGCACGAAUAAUCCUUGCAAAGGCAUUUGUGCUGACAUCCAUGUUAGAUGACACUUUCGAUAUGCAUGCUACCUUGGAAGAGGCUGAAAAGCUCACCGAAGCCAUACAAAGAUGGGACGAGAGCGCUGUUUUUCUAUUACCAGAGUACUUGAGAAAGUUCUAUGUCAGGUUGAUGAAUACCUUCAUAGAGAUUGAACAUGAACUGAAACCCGAUCAUAAGUACCGUGUUGCUUAUUGUAGGAAAGCGAUACAAACUUUGUGUAGGUCUUACCAACAGGAAUCUGAAUGGUUUCAUAACAGUUACAUACCAAGCUUUGAAGAUCACCUCAAGUGCUCGCUAAUCUCUUCAGCUAUUGCGAUGCUAUCUGUUAUUUUACUUGUUGGUAUGGGUGACGAAGCAACAAAGGAAGCGUUCGAGUGGGCCAUCGGUUGCACCGAUGCUGUAAUGGCUGGCAGUGUUGUGGCACGUUUGGUGAAUGACAUGACUUCAUUUAAGUGUGGAAAGAACAAGAAGGAUGUGGCCAGCUCUGUGGAUAGCUAUAUCAACCAGUACCACGUUACGGGUGAGGUAGCUUUCGCUGUGCUGGAUAAUAUGGUUGAAGAUGCAUGGAAAACUACCAAUCAGACACGAUUUGACCGUCGUGCGAUGCUCCCACUUGUAGAACGAGUCGCGAGAAUGACCAAGAGCAUGGUCUUCACGUAUCAUCACAAGAAGGACCGCUACACAUUCGGCCGUCUGAACAAAGAUAGGGUCAAGCAGCAGUUUGUCGACCCAAUUCCCCUCUAG